Sorex araneus (European shrew) is the source of this 4701-nucleotide messenger RNA. It is a transcript of the gene KANK4, whose product is annotated as KN motif and ankyrin repeat domains 4. Gene Ontology annotation, cellular component: cytoskeleton; cytoplasm. The transcript has 10 exons. Gene Ontology annotation, biological process: negative regulation of actin filament polymerization. The record is from RefSeq and is a predicted model, not a curated record. Gene Ontology annotation, molecular function: protein binding. NCBI's taxonomy places the organism in Eukaryota, Metazoa, Chordata, Mammalia, Eulipotyphla, Soricidae. Bases 461 to 3406 code for a protein of 981 amino acids.
CUUCCCGAGGAAGCUGGGAGCCCGCUGCUGCAUUGCAGGCUUCCAGGACCGCUGCCGGCGGGAGCGGUGAGGGCGAGUUGGGAGUGUGUUCCCGGCUGCCUCCCGAGUUCUGUCUUUGUUUCCCGGGCGUCGGGCAGUCGAACUGGCCGGAGAAAGUGAGAAGCACGCAGCUGGAGGUUGGGGCGUGGGGGGUGGGCGGGGAUCGCCGUCCGAUGGGGGUGUCUCAGGUCUCCCCGAGCCUCCUCAAAGCCCCCUCCUCCUCCUCCUCCUCCUCCUCCUCCUCCUUGCAAUCGCGGACACUGACAUUGGGAGGCGUGGGACCCCGCAAGGACAAACGGAGAGCUCGUCCUUCCGGCAGGAUCGGUCCGUGGGAAACAGGGAGAGCGAACUCUCCAGCUGAAUUUUCAGGUCCACUGCAUGAAGAGUGCCUGAGCCCUGCUGGAGCACAGCACCCCGUAAGAUGGAGAAGACAGAAGCCAAUGACCAGGUCCCUGUGGGGGAGGAGGAGCGGGGCCCCCCGAAGGGGCACCCCUACUCCGUGGAGACCCCCUACGGCUUCCACUUAGACCUGGACUUCCUCAAGUACGUGGACGACAUCGAGAAGGGCCACACGCUCCGCCGCAUCCCCAUCCACCGCCGGCACAAGCAGGCCAAGUUCAGCACGUUGCCCCGCAACUUCAGCCUGCCGGACACCGGGGCCCGGCCUGCUGCGGCCCCGGGGCCCCUGCACUGGACCCCGGCGGCGCGGCCGCAGAAGGGGCUGCUCAGGACGGAAGAGGGGGCCCCCUCCCUGGGGGACGCCCCCCAGGCCGCCGCCGCGGGCGGGAACGAGGUCAGCUACCACCGCCAGGCCCUGCUGGCCGAGACCGCCCGGCAGCUGGACGCGGCGGGCCUGGGGGGUGCGGAGCCCGGCUGCGCCGGCAGUCGCCCCCAGCUGCUACGGGCUUGCAGCCUGCCCGCCGCCCUGCCGCCCCCGGGGGUCGCGGAGGAGCGGGGUCCACCCGCAGACACUACCGCCCCCGCUCUGGCCCCCCGGCCGCGCCCCGGGGGAGGGGGCGUCUGGGAGGGCAACUUCAGCCCCGCGGAGGGAGGUGCAGAUUUCCGGGGCUCGAACUCAGUCAUGCAACCCAGAGUCCGAGAGUUUGCAGACUCCGAGUCGGGGGUCCCAGAGCUGGGCCGGGCCGAGGCCCCGCCCCCGCCCUCUCUCCCAGCGCCUCUGACCUCGUCCCAGAAGACGCUCGGCGUGCUAGAAGAGGCCGAGGACGGCGCCCACGGUGCGGGCACGCGGGCGGUGGUCGGCCCCCCCGACGCCCCCAGCCCCAGCCCCCCGCCGCUGCCGUCUCCCCUCCCCCACGACCCGCGGCCCCCCGAAGACAUCGAGCUGAGCAUCCGCGAGCUGCCGCCGCCGCCGCCGCCCCCCAUCGAGGUCCACGUGCGGAGCGUGGGCAUCCGCGUGACCGAGGAGAGCCUGGGCCUGGCCAGGAGCGAGCCCCACGGCCUCGCCAGCCUCAAGCGGCAGCUCUGCAGCCUGGAGGCCGAGCUGGCCGAGAGAAGCCGGGAGCUGGCCCGGGUCCGAGCCGCGCUCCGGCAGCGGGAGGAGGAGAGCCGCAGCCGCGAGCAGCGGAUCGAGGAGCUCCAGGGCACCGUGGCGCAACUGGCCGCAGAGCUCGGCCGCGGAGCCGCCGGGGGCCGGGCUGAUGCCGUGGUCAGCACUGACCCUCUCCCGGGAGCCUCGCCCAAGGAGUCGUGCGACAAGAGCGUGGGGGUGGCCCUUGGGGGCAGCCCCGGCUCUGAGAGCCGGGAAGCCGGGGUGGAGGACGAUGGCCUCCGGGGGGCAAAGGACCGUCCCCGGAGAGGGGAUCGGAGCCCAGCAGCGCUCGGGUCACCCCCUCUGCUGUCCCCGGCCAGCAUCCCCUCUCGGCGGAGCUGCCUCUCCACCGAGCUCAGGAUUGAAGAGGGGGAGUUUGAGCAGGAGGGUGAGCUUCCGGCCCUGGACACGGGCGGUGCGUCGUGGAGCGGUGGCCGGAAGGACCCUGCCGCCGCCGUCGCCGGGGAGGGCCCAGGGGCCAGCUCCGAGCAGGCGCACCCCGGGCGGCCCCCCAGCUCGCCCACGGACGCCACGCUGGGCCAGUACGUGAGGAAGAUCCAGGAGCUGGUGCAGGAGCAGUGGAGCUGCCUGGAGCACGGCUACCCCGAGCUGGCCAGUGCCCUCCGCCAGCCGGCGUCCAAGCUGAGCAGCAUCCAGAGCCAGCUGCUGAGCUCCCUCAACCUGCUGCUGUCCGCCUACUCCGCCCAGGCCCCCGCGCCCGCGCCCGCGCCGGCCACCUCGCCGUCCGUGGAGCUCUCUCCAUCGACCAGCCUUAAAUCCAUAAUGAAAAAGAAAGACUAUGGCUUCCGUGCAGGAGGUAAUGGGACCAAAAAGAACCUUCAGUUUGUUGGGGUUAACGGUGGCUACGAGACCACCUCGAGCGAGGAGACGAGUGGCGAGGACAGCUCCCCGGAGGACCGGUCGGACAGCGAGGCCGAGAAGGGUGACGGCGCCCCGGGCCGCCAGCGGGGCACGGAGCCGCCGCCUCCCGAGGGCCCCCGCGACGACGCUGCCCAGGAAAGCAGGUCUGCAGGAGAAGCGCCCACCCCCAAGGCUGAGAGGUAUAAACCCUCUGAGGAAUUCCUUAACGCAUGCCAGGUGCUGAGCCAACAUCUGCCGGAUGCAGGGCCCACCACAGACCCUCUCUUGAGGCAAAGCCUGCGCACCGUCAGCCAGGAGUGGUUCCGCAUCUCCAGCCGGAAGUCGUCCAGCCCCGCGGCGGUGGCCGCCUACCUCGGGGGGCUGCAGCCCCACCCGGCCCCCUUCCUGAGGCUGCUGGUGAACCUGGCGGACGGCAACGGCAACACGGCGCUGCACUACAGCGUGUCCCACUCCAACUUCGCCAUCGUGCGGCUGCUGCUGGAGACAGGCGUCUGCGACGUGGACCUCCAGAACAGAGCCGGCUACACGGCCGUGAUGAUCACGCCCUUGGCAUCUGCGGAGACUGACGAAGACAUGGCUGUCGUGUGGAAGCUCCUUCGAGAAGGAAAUGUGAACAUCCAAGCUACUCAGGGGGGCCGCACGGCGCUGAUGCUGGGCGUGAGCCACGACCGCGAGGACAUGGUGCAGGCGCUGCUGAGCUGCCAGGCAGAGGUCAACCUGCAGGACCACGACGGAGCAUCCGCCCUGAUGCUGGCCUGUCACCACGGCAACGCCGACAUGGUGCGCCUGCUCCUGGCCCACCCGGCCUGCGACAGUGGCCUGACUGACAAGGCCGGCCAGACAGCUCUGUCCAUUGCUCUGAAGUCACCCGCCCAUGGGGAAAUUGCCGGGCUGCUGCGAGCCCACGCGGAGAGAGGCUGCUCCCCGGAGCCCUAAGGGCUGUGCGGGAACUGGGCGCCCUUCUCGGCACUCCUCGCCCACCCGCCCGCCCACGGAGAGGGCACAGGUCACAGCCAGCGAGGAGGAACUAUGUCAGCUAUGCGCAUCCAGUCCUGUGGACCGUUCUGCUCAUGCGAGAGCUUUGUAGUUUGCCCCCUUAGGUCCGGCCCCCAAACGACUCGGGCUAAGAGCAGGGUGCAAGGUACAGGGUGCCGGGGUGUUUGCUACAAACUCCGAACAUCCUCAGCCUUGAAUUCCCGGGACUCGACCGUUGGGAUCGCCAGCAGGCGGGCGGGCGGGCACACAUAAGCCAAGCAAGGAGGUUGCCACUGCACCGUCUGGUUGUUUCGGAAACCUGGAUACAGGUCCACGUCCCCAUGAGUCUGUGUCUAGAGAGGAAGGAGAGUGAAGAUCCCCCACCACCCAGAAUUGUUCCUUCAAACGCUCUGGGAGAAUCGGCCCAUGGACAGCUAAAGGAAGCGGGACUUUGGUUUGGUUGGGAAGAAUUGUUGGUGCAGGGGCCAGAGAGAUAGUACAGCGGGUAAGGCGCUUACCUUACACGUGUCAACCUGGGUUUGAUCCUCCACCACCACUUUGGGUCCCCUGAGCAUUGCCGGUGUGGCCCCCACAACAAAAAUCACCUGGAGCCAGAGUGAUAGUACAGCAGGGAGGGCAUUUGCCUUGUACACAGCCUACUUGGGUUGAUCCCAGGAAUCCCAUAUGAUCCCCCAAGCACUGCCAGGAGCAAUUCUUGAGUGCAGAGCCAGGAGUAAGCCUUGGCAUUGCCAGGUGUGACUCAAAGAACCAAAUAUUAACAAUAAUGCAUUGUAGCACUGUCGUCCCAUUGUUCAUCGAUUUGCUCGAGCGGGCACCAGUAACAUCUCCAUUGUGAGACUUGUUCCUGUUUUUGGCAUAGCAAAUACUCCAUGGGUAGCUUGCCAGGCUCUGCCGUGUGGGCGAGAUACUCUCGGUAGCUUGCCGGGCUCUCCGAGAGGGACGGAGGAAUCAAACCCAGGUCGGCUGCGUGCAAGGCAAAUGUCCUACCCGCUGUAAUAAUAAUAAUAAGAUUAUUUUUGAAAAACCACCCAGCAGUGCUCAGGGCUUCCUCCUGGCUCUGUGCCCAGGGAUCACUCCUAGUAAAACUCAGAGGAACAUAGGAGGAUCGGAGUUACAGUACAGUGGGUACAGGAGGUAGGGCAUUUGCCUUGCACCUGGCCGACCUGGGUUCGAUCCCCAGCAUCCCAUAUAGUCCCCCAAGCACUGUCAGGGUUAACUCCUGAGUUCAGAGGCAG